GGCCGGGCCCCGCCGCCCCCAGCGCCGCCCGCCCCGGCCCGCAGCGCAGCGCAGCCGGCCGCCGCUGCCGCGCCAUGAAGAUCAAGGACGCCAAGAAGCCGUCUUUCCCAUGGUUUGGCAUGGACAUUGGGGGAACUUUGGUGAAACUCGCAUAUUUUGAACCUAUCGAUAUCACUGCGGAGGAGGAGCAGGAGGAAGUUGAAAGCUUGAAGAGCAUCCGCAAAUAUCUGACAUCCAACGUAGCCUACGGAUCCACUGGCAUUCGAGAUGUCCACCUUGAGCUGAAAGACUUAACCAUUUUUGGUCGCAGAGGAAACUUGCACUUUAUUAGAUUUCCAACUCACGAUUUGCCUACUUUUAUCCAAAUGGGAAGAAAUAAAAACUUUUCAACACUACACACGGUGCUCUGCGCCACGGGAGGUGGCGCUUAUAAGUUUGAAGAAGACUUUCGCACAAUUGGAAACCUCCAGCUGCACAAACUGGAUGAGCUUGACUGCCUUGUCAAAGGCUUAUUGUAUAUAGACUCUGUCAGCUUCAACGGCCAGGCAGAGUGCUACUAUUUUGGAAAUGCCUCAGAACCUGAGAGAUGCCAAAAGAUGCCUUUUAACCUGGAUGACCCGUACCCAUUGCUGGUUGUUAACAUUGGUUCAGGAGUCAGUAUUUUGUCAGUCCAUUCCAAAGACAACUAUAAGAGAGUAACUGGAACAAGUCUAGGUGGAGGAACCUUUCUUGGUUUAUGCAGUUUGUUGACAGGAUGUGAAAGUUUUGAAGAAGCUUUGGAAAUGGCAUCUAAAGGAGACAGCACACAUGCUGACAAGCUGGUUCGAGAUAUUUAUGGAGGAGACUAUGAAAGAUUUGGCUUGCCAGGAUGGGCUGUAGCAUCCAGUUUUGGAAAUAUGAUUUACAAAGAGAAGAGAGAGUCUGUGAGUAAAGAAGAUCUUGCAAGAGCCAUCUUGGUCACCAUCACAAAUAACAUUGGGUCUAUUGCCCGGAUGUGUGCAGUAAAUGAGAAAAUAAAUAGAGUUGUGUUUGUUGGCAAUUUUUUGCGUGUGAAUACUUUGUCAAUGAAGCUUCUUGCGUAUGCACUGGAUUACUGGUCCAAAGGCCAGCUGAAGGCAUUGUUCCUAGAACAUGAGGGAUACUUUGGAGCUGUUGGUGCUCUUCUUGGGCUGCCAAACUUCAGUUGAGAUGCGAGAUGUCACUGCACUGAACUGUUUUCCACCUGGAUGACACCCGUUUAUGGCAAUGGGAACUAAGUCUGGGGAUGGGAAAAGAAAAUGGUAGAUUUUCUGUAACUUUUUAAAUUUAAGAAGUGAUGAGCUACUGAAUAUUGCUAUUAUAAGGAAGGUGUUGGUUUUUUUUUUUCCUCCGGGCAUUCAAAAGCAAAAUGGUUGGGGAUACCAUUUAUGUUCUUUAAUACAUGUAGCCAAUAUUGAACUUUUAAUAUGCAAUACAUCCUCUGAAAACGAGCUUCUGGGAGAAUGAAUGCCAGUCCUUUAAGUGCUCAGCACUAAAAUAUUGCAAGUUAAUUCCUGAGGCUUUAGGCCUAUUGGGUUUGUAUAUAACUGAUGAAUGAAACAUUAUUUUUAUUUGGUUAUACUACAGUAUGAGCACAAUUUCCCUCAUGCACGCAACUGUAAAAACAAUAAGGUACUAUCAACAAGAUGAGGAAACCAUAGGCAGUGGUUUUCCAUGGUAACAAUAGUAAUUAUUUUCCUGUGUAGUGGAAAUACUACUAAUGCUUUAGUUUUCAGUGGAAAGAAUAAAAACACAAAAAAUCAGCCAAAGCAGAAGAAUAAGCAGUUGAUGUCAUGAAGGUUUUGUGAAUAACUCUACUUGCCCUCUUCGCUUACUUGAACAUCCACCUGUGAUUUUGGGAAGACCCUCUCUCUUUGGUUAGAUUUAGAAAAGGAUUUAAUGAAAACUUUUCUGUUUUUAUUUGAGGAUGUGACUUCCAAAAAUGCCUUGAGGUUGGGGGGGGAGGUCCUCAAAUUCUGACAUCAUAAAUCAUUAUUUGUGAAGACACCACAAAGCCUGUGAGAGUUGAAGAAAUCCUCUUCCUAACAAACUUAAAAUGGAACACUGAAAUUCUGAUGCUUUGGCUGACUUAUAUGGAGGCUUAGAAAAUUUGUGUCCCAUCCUACUCUUUUGAAAAUCUGAUUUCUCUAAUUUUAUGUGAGGUAAUCAGACUCUAAUUAAAUGUUGAAAAUGGAAAAUGGCUAGCUUGCUUUUGGAUUUGUAAGUUUGAUUUCUGGAACUUGAGGACAGCAUCAGAGUUUGUACUGCAGUACUAAAAGGACCAAUAUGCAGUGCACUUGCAAUAUGGAACCAUUUAUCAAACUGUGGCCUUGGGAUAAAAUCCGUACUCGGGAACUGAUCGUUUUUUCCUAUCUACUUUAGAAAUUUGCAGUUGGGAUUAUUGUAAUAAGCUUAGUCCUGAAGCAGGGCAUGAGAUCUUAAAUUUAUAAGGACAUUAUACAGUUGUUAGCUAUAUGAAUCUUUGUAGACUAAAGAAAUAGCCAUUUUUAUGAUAAUUUAUUUUAAUGUUAUUUCCUAUAAGUGCACGAAGAACAACCAAACUAGAACGUGUUAGUGUUGGGUUUUAAUGUGCUUUACAACUGAUGAUUCCACAGCAUGGCUGCAUUGUAUUCAGACACAUCCACCUGGUACGUUGGAAAGCUGUGUGCAAUUUUUUUCCUUUAUUUAAAUUCAAAGCCCCAUAUUAACAUCUUACGGUUUUAAAAAUAAAUAAAUUUGUGAUCUUUUAAGAAUGCAGUAACUUAGAGUAGCCACUUCACUGAGCCCAAUGCCAAUCUCAAAUACAGUUCAUCUACCAGUGCUUUUCCUAGUACUCCUACUGAAUUUUCUGUGCUUGCUUUGAUGUUUCAGUCUAGACAUUAAAAAAUGAACUCACAGUUCAACUGAUGUAAUGCUAAUCAGAGCACUUCAGAAAAUAGGUGAAUAUGGCUUUUAUAGUGUCUUACAAGUACUGUGCACUGUUCCUUUCAAGAUUGACUAUAGGAAGUAAUCUGUAUUUGGUUAUAAAACUUCAAGAAACAUUUUCUGAAUGUUUUGACAGCUUCCUGAAAAUUUUGUGAACCAACUGUAUGUUUUUCUUGCAAAGUGAAGUAUUUUAAGACACUACAGCCUAAUUAGAAACAGUUCCUUUAGUCCGUAUUUAUUGCUACUUCAUUUCUCAUUGUGUUACUGAAAGAGCUGCUUUUGAAGCAGUAGUUGGAGGUGUCGUAUGUAUUUAAACAGAAGCGCACAUAGGAGAUGGUUACCUAAUGACCGUGACUAUGGUUAAUUUAAACCAUUUGAAGUUGAUAUGACCUAAAAGACAUUUUAAGGUAAAUUGUACAGUUACAGAAUAAAGUAAUGCAGUAAUUCUUGAAUAGCUGUACUGUAUAGAUAGAAACUACUGUGAGAAUCAAAGUAUGCCCUACCUCUGUUUUUCCUUCCUAGAGCUUGCAGAAAAAAGGCUUCCUUUCACUUGUUUUAUCAGCACAAUUGUAACUUCAUUACAGGAAAAAAGAAGUUUUUAAGCCUGGCUUUAAAGCCAGAUCUUUCAUUUUGUCUCAUUUUCUCUCAAAUUAGAACUCGUUCCUAGAGUCUUCAAAGAUUGGCUCUACCACCCCUAGAAAUACUAGGCAUCACAAAUAGUAGCAGGAUAAGCCUUGAAGUCUUCUAAUCUAAAUUCUCUUCUAAAUAAUUUGAACAGGCUUGUAUCUCUUAUACGCAUAACUGAAGUAACUUGCAUUUUUCCUGCUCUCUAUUUUCAUUUUCACACUUGCUGUUCCUAUUCCCCAAAGCUAACUGGUUGAAGCUGCUUUAUAGUGAACUGAUUCAGUGUACUACAGUAGAGGGCAUUAGGGGUUUUCUCAGGGCUACUCUUGUCUUCUCAAGUAGGACCGCUUUAAAGGAAAGUUGUCUGGUACUUGUAAAGUAAAACAUAAAGCUCAUUUUGAAUGUGUAAUUGCUUUCAGCUCAGUCAGCCAUGCGAGUGCCUUUUAAGUUUUUCGUGUAAUGCCAAUUUUAAUGGUACUGGGACUUGAUUCAUGAGACUUCUUGACCAGUGUUGCUUAUCAGAUAACUUUAUUGGCUGUGGAGAUGAUCCUUUCCAUCCGGUUUAGUUAGAGACGCCAGGAGAACAGCACAAGGUUUGGGCUGCCCAUCCCCAUAGCCCUUAUCUUUGGAGGUAAUGCCUUUGCACUUUUGUCUCUCUCCAGCUCGAUCUUCUUAAGCAUGACGCACAGUUUUAUUCUAUCAGUAUCUCCCUAAAAAUCCUACUAGUUCUUAUUCAGGUGAGCACAGAUUAUUUCUGGCCAAAGAAGUUCAUUUUAUAUGAAGCUCUCCCAAGUUGUUACAGCUGUUAAACUUUACCACCUUUCUACUUCUACAUAGGGUAACAGCAUUUUUAACAGGAAGAGAACCGUUUCUAUAAUAUGUUUUGAACAUUUAGCAAUAUGAGGUGAACACAUCUUCAGUGUUCUUUACUGAGGCUUGCAGAGGUUAAGGUUAAACACUUGAAUUUUUUAACAAAACUUGAAUAAAGAUAACAGUUCAGAGAGAAGCAACAUUGGUAUAAUUUAUUUUUGUCUUAGUUUGGUCCAGAUUUUAAAACAGUGUUCAGAUCUCUACUGUACCUUUUGAAGAUCUUUGCCUCUCUUUCUCUAGUGUUCUGCAAGCAAGCACCUGUGUGAUUCUCUCAGCACAUCACAGAAUGCUUCCUUUUGUAGACUGGGAGUUUUGGCCUAGAAAGAAUAUGAGAUCCUGCUGUCCCCCUCUAUUCUCAGCCUGCAUGUUAAGAACAAAAGUUAAGUUCUGGCUUCUCGUAAUAGAUUAAAUAUUCCUUCAGUAGUACUGUGAGAUUCCUGCUUGCAUAUGAGUUGUUGGUAGUGUAUAUGCAAGCUGAUGAUACUGCCUUUAAAGACUGAAAUAUUAAGUCUUUUUCUCUAUCCAGUAUAGGUCUUCAGGAAAUACCUACUUUCAGAUAAGUCACAAUAACUUCUCAUUCCUAAAUGUUUCAGUAUAACAGAUCUUAGCAUUUGAAACUAGUUAGUGUCUUUUUUUUCUGGAGUAAGUCUGUGCUUCCUAAAGACUAGAUGGUGUCUUAUGCAUUCAGUCUGUAACUAACAUUAAUGCCUAAAUUCACAUUCAAACUGUUUUAAACAUCACUUUCACUAUUCACGUUCUGGAAACUGGACAGGUAUAAUCCCAAGGGAAGAGUUUGCUUAAGUUGAGAACAGAUCAAGAUCAGUGCAGUUCAGAUCAGCUACAUGUGGUCAUCCUUUUAUCAUGAGUUCAUUUUCCACGUUUCACGAGGUUAGUUGUUUCCCUUGUUGGUAGUUUCCUUUUUUUUUUUUUUUUGAGUACAUGGGCUUAAAAGAUAUGCAGUAUGUAAUAGACCUUUUAGGUUAAAAAGCAAACAAAACUGUUGUGGGUCAGACUGUGAGUGUUUGACCAGGACCUGUAGAUUACCGUGCAGAGCUAGGAAGGUACUUGGCAUGUGCAGUUACUGUUUUGGUUUUACUGAUCUUUCUAUUUCCCCUUAAUGCACAGUGAGAGGGAGUAUGGUUAAGCUCAUUGUGGGUAAAAUGGAUGAAGUAUUUUAAAUCAUCUGACGUGACCAUGGGAGACAAAAAAUGCCUUGUCAUACAGACAGAGGGGUAAUUGUCCACUUCUGUUAUUGAAGUUUUAUUAAUGUAUUCCAAAGUACAUUGCCAGUAUUCUGUCAUCUGAGAUAGAAUAUUACUAAUUCUUUGAGUUAAAGUCUGUAAAGAGGCUUUUGUUACUUUUGUUUAAUUCACACGUGCAAAAUAUUAAACUUUUUAAAAGCAUUUUUUCACGCUUUGUGAAAACAUCUAAAAAGAGGCUGUUUGUAAUGUUUGUAAUUAUUAAUGUGCUAACAGAAGUAUGUUUGAGCGGUCCAGGUCUGCAUAACUGAGUGCCAAAUCCUGCUCACUUCAGCUAGUUGAGUAGAUCUCUUAAAUGGGAGCAAGGUUUGGCCUCAAGACCUUCUGCCUGGGGAACACAGUAAUGCUACGUUGCAUAUUCCUGCUGGUGCUAAAUCAUUUGUUGAGAAUAAACAUUCUAAACAGAAAUUGUAAAUAAAAUAUUUAUAGCCUGGUCUUUCUGACAGAUUUAAAAUCUAUUAUUUGCAAAUAACUUCUUGCCAUGUUUUGAGUUUCCCUUUUCCUUUUUUUAACAUACGUGGACUGUUUGUUAGCGUGACAAGUCAUUGACAGGUUUUAGCUUCCUGUGCUGCUUUCUGUAAGGCCCGUGACAUUCCGGUUGUACGCUAUGAGACGGAUCACUUCUCAUCGCAGGCUUUCAGUGUUAUCCUUAGGCUUGUUUUGUCAUUGUAGCUGCUCAAAGCAGUUAGCGUCAGCUAGAACAAGAUCAGCAUUUGUUCUUUGCUAAAACUUCAAGAAAUCAGACAUUCCUUUUAAAAUGUGGGGAAGCUGUUGAAAAAAAAAAAUGGAAAAAUACCAUUUAAAAUUCUUUUUAAAAGAAAUAUGUUAAUUAGUCUACAAAAUAAACUGGAAUAAGGUGUAUCAAUUGCUAAUCUGUGCUAUAAACUGCUAGCAUUUCACAAUUCUAGCAUCAAUUUAAGAACAUUGUAAAUACAUGCUUUAGGAGGAGGUAUAUUAGUUUCAGAUUGUGCAUCACAGAAGAUAAUUAUAAGACUAGUGAAAUAUUUUGAGAAGUACUUAAUGACAGCAUCUAGAACAUGAAAAUCAGUGUUUUGAUGUUAUAGGUUAUAGAGGGCUUUUUAUCAUCUGCACUUUUCUAUGUUUCUGAGUUUCGGCAAAUUUUAACAAAUGAGUAUUUGAUUUUUCCAUCUACUGACUUGUCAUGUGCAGGCCUGCUAAUCACCAACUCCUGUCUUCAGAUGUUUUAGAUGCUUAGUAAAAUGAACAGGCAAAUUAAUAAAUUGUAAACCCUUGUAGGAUGGAAGUUCUCUUAAGAGCCAUUUGGUUAAGUUGCCUUAUUCUAUUACAUUGCACUCAUGUUACGUCUCCGCUUCCUUGUUUACUGUUCUGACACUGAAGAUGUGAUGUAAAAAUAUGUGCUACAAAUUUUUACUCAUAAAUUCCUGAUUAAUACCUUUGUGUCACCUGUUAAUACAACUCUUGUAAAUGAUACCUUUAUGCCAUCUCUAAUACAGCUCUUGUAAAUUGUUUAAAUUAUUUUUCUUUUUAUAACCUCGUUACUGAAUGUACAGAUUAGAUCCCUUUAUUAUCUCACUCAUUUCAUUGGGGCCUAAAUGUGGCCGAUGCUGUAACUCGUCCCAUCAAAACUGUAAAUAAUACUUUAUUGCUUGUUUGCAUGAAUGAAGUUUGCAUUUCAUUUACUUUGUCAUAAGCCAACUCCUCUGUGAUGGGCCUACUUUUUACAGUUUAUUUUCCUGGUUUUAUUAGCAUUUGUUCUGUAUGAAUGUUCAAACAGUACUUUGUCUUUUCCUAAUAAAUAAUUUGAGAUUGUUCA
This is a messenger RNA of Cygnus atratus (black swan), 7491 nucleotides long. It is a transcript of the gene PANK3, whose product is annotated as pantothenate kinase 3. The transcript is spliced from 7 exons. Gene Ontology annotation, cellular component: cytosol; nucleus. Lineage: Eukaryota; Metazoa; Chordata; Aves; Anseriformes; Anatidae. Bases 75 to 1187 code for a protein of 370 amino acids. Gene Ontology annotation, biological process: coenzyme A biosynthetic process. Gene Ontology annotation, molecular function: pantothenate kinase activity; ATP binding. The record is from RefSeq and is a predicted model, not a curated record.